Messenger RNA from Echinostoma caproni, 2166 nucleotides. The record is from the annotation of a GenBank genome assembly. NCBI's taxonomy places the organism in Eukaryota, Metazoa, Platyhelminthes, Trematoda, Plagiorchiida, Echinostomatidae.
AUGCGGUAUAUUGUGGAGACUCAGGGUCUGCCCCCACCAGAUCUCUUGCAAAAUGCAAGCAAGUUCAAUUCUUUUUUUGUGCGCGAUCCAUACCAGUGUGAAUUACGCCUCAAAACUCAAGAGGAGUACGCUCUGGAAACCGGACAACAGGCCAAAGAAGCUCGGAAGUAUUUCUUCACGUCACUCAGUCAAAUAUGUGAAGUUUCCGGUUUACCAGGUCCUGAAGAUCCAGACCGGGAAUUUGAGCAGGAAGACCGCCAGCAGUUUGCAAACCUACUUGCAAUGAUGCUCAAGUUAAGACCACACGAGCGCGUUGUUCCAGAUGCAGCUCUUGUGCAUCCUUUUAUUACCAUGAGUCACCUGCAAACAUUUCCAUUCUCCAAGCGCUUUCAUGAAUCUAUCAAUCUGAUGCAAGUGUGUCAUGAGGCCAGCCGCCGGCAGCAACAACAGAAGCAAGAACAACAGCAGCAUCAACAACUCUUACUUCAUGCGAAGGGUAAUGGUGAUAACAAUGGAAUCCAGUAUCUUUCAACAUCAUCGCUUAACGAUUUACCGUCACAUCGUUUCCCUCGAUCCGCAUUGACUUCUCCCAGUGCAGCCACUGUCAAUACCGGUUCUAAUCCCACAUUGUUUGCACAUGAUGCAUUGACGGCUCCUAUUCCCCAGUCGUCUGCGGUUCACCCUACCGGAACGGCAGUUGCUUACUACGCUGCGGCAGCUGUUGCUGCUGCUGCUCUUGCUAAGCCCAAUGGUGUGGGGCAGAAUGAUUCAUGUUAUUUCCGUCAGAACCGCGUCCCGGUUUUAAUCCCCGAUAGUCACGUGUCGACUGCAUUUCUGGACCGUACUAACCCGACACAUCGUGCGACAGCCACUUACUCAACUUCAACAGACUACUCAGAUUAUCCAGCCGCUGCAGCCGCCGCCGCCGUGCUUAUGGCUCAACAGAAGUCUCGAACUGGUGGUGUUCGCACACGUCAAGCUAAUUCAGCGUUAAUGCAUCAAAUGUCUGCAGUGCCACGAUCCUCCCUUUCCUUGUACGACCUAGUCACAGCAGGUGGAAGUGCCUUGUCCUUACUCAAUGCUGCCGUUUCUGCUGCAGCAGCCCCUGCACCAUCAAGUACAUCUCUAUCUGGAAUAAGUUCCGUUCGAACUAAUCCUUUCCCUGGCCAUUUUCACUCAGCCUCAUCCUCUUACGACGGCUUACACAAACUUGGGCAACCCCUUCAAGCAAAAUACAGCAAACCGGAAUCAGGUAGCCGGCUGUCCACAGAAGCGGAACAUGCCGCACUGAUGCUGAGCUCAUACCUGGGUCGUGAGCAACCCAUGUCUGUACGAUCUGGGGACUCGGUAAUAGCUGUAUCUGGAACUGCUGGCGAUAGCGAGCUGUGCGAUUCGUUGCAUGCUUUCGUUCAGCAACAACAGCAUCACCAACAGAGACACCUUUGUCGAAAUUCUACUGUUCAACCUCAAUCUGGUCUUCCAAUCAGACAACAAAGCCGCCACCUUCAUCAGCAAUCACAAACGUUAUUGUUGGCUUCCGAUUUGUCUGUCGCAUCGGAUGACCACGAGAAAUCCAAGGAAUUGUCCUCAGUAUCUGGACAAUCGAAUACAUUCUCACAGUCAGUCUAUUUGGCGCAACAGGCUUACCACCAGGCAUAUCCGAAGCACAUCUGCACAAUUCAGUCACAGACACAAGCGGUUAGACGCAGUUUAUCUCAUUCUGAACGACAACAAUUUGUGCGCCCGAUUCCUUGCAGUCAGUUGGUAGAUGCAGUUCCUCAACCUAGCCCAAAUGUCAUGGUCAGCUCCAAACCUGUAUCGGGUAUCGGGGUGACCAAUUCUGCCCUUGAUGUGAUGCCUAUCAAUCUUGUCACGGGAGAUGGAAUCCAUGUUUGCUCCUCCGGACCCAGUCUAGGACCAGUCGUGGGCUCUUCGGGCGACUCCGUCCCAAACAGCUGUGCUCAACCGGCUUGGUGCUCGCAGUCUGCUCAAAGAGGUCCCGAUAAUGAACGAAGGGAAGAGCAUGACGACCGAAAUCCUCACGACCUCACCAAUUCGCAUACCUCGGUGAUUGAUCGUAGUUUAUUGCCUGUUUGCGGCAAUGUCAGCUUUAGCCAAAGUAAGUGCUCUGGGGUUUACGUUCGUACGAUGAUGUACUCGUUCUGA